GUGGCCGGCCGGGGCGUCUCGCGCUGGGUGACAGCUCGCGCGUGCUGGUGAUGGCGCUUGCAAGAUGAUAAUGAGGAGCACGUGAGCUGUUACACCUCCGGUUGGUGACAAAUCAGCUGAAAUCCCUCAGAAAACAGCAAAUUGUUGAGACCUACCUUGAGAUUCUUGAAAGAACACCGGCUAGGGCUUUGAAGCUGCCUGGCAGUGAGGACUUCCCAGUAAUUAAAUUCUCCGGGAUCCGCGGGAGGAUGAUGGGGCUGCUGCGCGCCCGCCACGCGGCGUGGCCGAGGAGAGGAUGUGUGAGCUGCACCCCGUCGGAGCAGCGACUCCUCCUGUGAGACAUGGAUCGAUGCAAACAUGUGGGGCGGCUACGACUCGCCCAGGACCACUCGAUCCUGAACCCCCAGAAGUGGCAGUGCGUGGACUGCCACACCACCGAGUCGCUCUGGGCCUGCCUCAAGUGCUCGCACGUGGCCUGCGGGCGCUACAUCGAGGAGCACGCCCUGAGGCACUUCCAGGAGACCCGGCACCCCUUGGCCAUGGAAGUGCACGAGCUCUACGUCUUCUGUUACCUCUGCCAGGAUUACGUCCUCAACGACAACCCCGAGGGCGACCUGAAGCUGCUGAGGAGCUCGCUGUCGGCCAUCAAGGGGCAGAGGAGCGGCAGGACGCUGCGCUCCAUGGCGCUGGCCGAGGACGCCUGGAGGAGGAGGAGCCCCCAGGGCCAGUCCCAGAUGCUCACGGCGCUGUGGCACCGGCGCCAGGCCCUGCUGGCGAGGGCUCUGCGCACCUGGUUCCACAAGAGCUCCCGGGGACAGCUGAAACUGAAGGAGAAAAAACAGAUGGAGGAGCUGGAGAAGAAGAAGGAGGCGGCUCGGCAGCGGCGGCAGGAGAUGAAGAGGCAGCUCCUGGAGGAGUUGGCCAGCACGCCGCCGAGGAAGAGCGCCAGGCUGCUGUCCCACGUGCACAGGGAGAGCUUGAUCCCAAGGAAAUUCAGGGAGGUGGCCACAGCUUCCCCUACCUCAAGGCAGGUGCAGAGCAGCAGAUUGAAGCAGUUCUACUCCAUCCGGCGGCAGCCCCUGAUGACGCCCGGGGUGACGGGGCUGAGGAACCUGGGCAACACUUGUUACAUGAACUCCAUCCUGCAGGUGCUCAGCCACCUCCAGAAGUUCCGAGAAUGUUUCUUGACUCUUGAUCUCUGUGAAACUGAAGAACUUUUAGCUAAAACUGUGAACGGGAGAGCCAGGAUGCCUGGCAAGCUGGCAAACGGGGCUGCUGCUAACGAGCCAGGGAAGCCUGGCGAGGUGGGCUCGUCCGGCACGCAGAGCUCUCCGGCCGGCUUGAACGGGGGCUCCUCCAUCAGCCGCAGCUUGGAGCUCAUCCAGCCCAAGGAGCCCAGCUCGAAGCACAUCUCCCUGUGCCACGAGCUGCACACCCUGUUCAGGGUGAUGUGGUCUGGCAAGUGGGCCCUGGUGUCCCCGUUUGCCAUGCUGCACUCCGUGUGGAGCCUGAUCCCGGCGUUCCGCGGCUACGACCAGCAGGACGCGCAGGAGUUCCUCUGCGAGCUCCUGGACAAGGUGCAGCAGGAGCUGGAGUCCGAGGGCAGCAGGCGCAGGAUCCUCAUCCCCUUCUCGCAGAGGAAGCUCACCAAGCAGGUCCUCAAGGUGGUCAACACCAUUUUCCACGGGCAGUUGCUCAGCCAGGUCACCUGCAGGACGUGCAACUACAAAUCCAACACUGUGGAGCCCUUCUGGGACCUUUCCCUGGAAUUCCCGGAGCGGUACCAUUCCCUGGAGAAGGGGAUCCUGCCCGUGCCCCAGGCUGAGUGCCUGCUCACUGAGAUGUUGGCCAAAUUCACCGAGACAGAAGCCCUGGAGGGGAGGAUCUACGCCUGUGACCAGUGCAACAGUAAAAGGCGAAAAUCUUCUCCCAAACCUCUUGUUCUGAGUGAAGCUAAGAAGCAGUUGCUGAUCUACAGACUACCUCAGGUCCUCCGGCUGCACCUUAAACGCUUCAGGUGGUCUGAGCGCAAUCACCGCGAGAAGAUCGGGGUCCAUGUCCUCUUUGAGCAGGUAUUAAACAUGGAACCUUACUGCUGCAGGGACUCUCUGCCCUCCCUUGCCACCGAGACCUGUGUCUAUGACCUCUCGGCUGUGGUGAUGCAUCACGGCAAGGGGUUUGGCUCAGGACACUACACAGCCUAUUGCUACAACACGGAGGGAGGUUUUUGGGUGCACUGCAAUGACUCCAAACUGAAUGUAUGUAGCGUGGAGGAGGUGUGCAAGACCCAGGCCUACAUCCUCUUCUACACUCAGAGAACGCUGCAGGACAAAGCAGGGAUCCCAGAAAAACAACUCCAAACUCAGGUGUUUGCCACCCAAAACCAGUGACAAGGACACAAAAGUGACAUUCCCACGAGGGGAAACACUCCCAGCUGCUUCGGGGAACGUGGGGGAUUCAUCAUCCCCUGGUCUGUGGGGAAACUGCAGGGAUGGGG
Molecule: messenger RNA, 2497 nt
Organism: Onychostruthus taczanowskii (white-rumped snowfinch)
Lineage: Eukaryota; Metazoa; Chordata; Aves; Passeriformes; Passeridae
Gene: USP49
Product: ubiquitin specific peptidase 49
Exons: 8
Coding region: 342-2390 (682 amino acids)
Biological process (GO): protein deubiquitination
Cellular component (GO): cytoplasm
Molecular function (GO): zinc ion binding; cysteine-type deubiquitinase activity
Source: RefSeq, a predicted model, not a curated record